Messenger RNA from Lactuca virosa, 222 nucleotides. The record is from the annotation of a GenBank genome assembly. Lineage: Eukaryota; Viridiplantae; Streptophyta; Magnoliopsida; Asterales; Asteraceae.
AUGCUAAAGCUAAAGAGAAGUCCUUUUCAUUCUGUUGUUGAGCAUGAGAUGGAGACUAUGGUCAAAGUACUCGAACAUGGACCUUUAGGAAUCAUAGAGUACAAGUUUUAUGCUGAGGAGAUUGCAAAUGCCAAUUCUACUGUUAAGAAAGCAGUAGAGAAUUGGAAGAGGAAUGAAAUCAUAGAAAGAAAUAGGCCUGUUUUGAAAGAUUAUCUCAAUUAA